This is a messenger RNA of Pomacea canaliculata, 7306 nucleotides long. Its product is annotated as von Willebrand factor D and EGF domain-containing protein-like. The transcript has 34 exons. The coding region runs from base 783 to 6242 and encodes 1819 amino acids. The record is from RefSeq and is a predicted model, not a curated record. Gene Ontology annotation, biological process: anatomical structure development. Gene Ontology annotation, molecular function: calcium ion binding; signaling receptor binding. Gene Ontology annotation, cellular component: cell surface; extracellular region. Lineage: Eukaryota; Metazoa; Mollusca; Gastropoda; Architaenioglossa; Ampullariidae.
CAAAACAGAGCAGCACCCCUCCGUUCCUCGUCCCUAAAAUUGUCUUAUUUACGGUCUGCGCAUUUUCAGCUUUCACCAUCAAUUCUUUGUGGAGCCCAAACACCAGACAUCUGCCAGUGGUAAAGCGUGGAGGACGAUUGCAAGCGCAUUCCUUCACGCCGAGGGUAGGGCUCCAGCGACCCCAGGCACGCAGAUGGUGGGGUGAAUACUUCAAACGUACGUUGGUUUUAAAUGAAAACGCUUUUUCUGGCUGCCGACGAACUCAAACUUCGUUCCUUGGCGUCAUACCCGAAAUUGGCAGACGAUUUCUGGGUGCAGCCCACCCACGCCCCCCGCCAGAAGUUUCUGCUGGCGUCAUAGCGUUAGCGCCAACAUCUGUCACGCAUUCUGCCCACAGACUUCAUCUGUGAAGCUGACGAUCAGAACUCUGUGCUUCUGAAGAAAGAUUCCAUAAAACAGUCUUUCUGAGCAGUUAAAAGCCUUAGUCUCUCUUUUUCUCGUCAUUCUCGAGAGACAUCCCGUGCAGAGAGUGCAGCGAAUGUUUUGUUCAAGGGAUAUAACUCACUUGUCUGCACAGAAGAGCUCCACGCUUUGGGAGUCUUGGUGGAGGGCUGCAGUCUGAGGCGUCCUGUGUCCUGGUGCUUGCAGGCAAAAGUCGAGAACGAAAGUCCAGGCACUGGUUGCAGCAAAAGCAGCUCAAAGACCAGAUUCCUGCAAUAGCAUCUUUUCCCAGCAGUGCCAGAGAUCAUUGCAGCCAAGCAGCGGUGUCGUGGUCUGACAGCAUGUCACGGAUGUGCCGCAGUGUCAUGGCCGGCUCCUGUUAUUUUGUGUCCCUUCUGUGGCUGUUGUUCUUCUGUCUAAUUACGGGACAAACCCUGGCUGACCCCUGCGAGUCAGAGCAUCACAGAGUGGUGGACGACUACAGAAGAGAGACAAGCUAUGUGACUCCAGCACGUGGCAACUUCGUGUGUGACGCCUACAUGGAGAGUGGGUGGUACCGCUUUCUGGUCAACGGCACACAGGCCUCCAUUCCCACUUCUUGUGUUGAGCCCAACAGAUGCGGUACACAAGCACCAGUGUGGGUCAACAUGCCAGACACACAUAUACCUUCCCCUGGAGCGGAAGUCGUCGUCCAGGCAUGCUCGAGCUGGUCUUCGCCAGGGCAGGAAACGAACUGCUGCUUCUACCCCUACAGCGUCACAGUGCGCAACUGCGGCGAGUUCUUCCUGUAUCGUCUGUCAUCUACUCAAGCCUGCAACAUCGCCUACUGUGUAGAAACUGACAUUAUCGACUGUGGUGAGGGCUGGCUGUUUGACACACUCCUCAGGCGCUGUGUUGCCAUUCUCACACCUUCACACCCGUGUAGCCAGGGCGAGGAAUUCGAUGACACAACUAACAGCUGUGUUGCUCGGCAAAAAUCACUCGGCAGACCACAAGUAACUCUUUUUGUGGAUGGCCUCGGUGGAGCUUUUCUAAACUGUUCCUGGACGUCCUCGACUCCUACACAUGUCCUCGAUCCUGUAGUCACGUGGUACCGCGUUGCCGGAAGUAGCUUCAAGCCGGUCUCCGACAGACAAACUCUUAAAGUGGGAUCGGACGUGUUUGCUGGAUCAACGGUCGUGUGCGAACUCGACUCAAACGCCGACACACGUGCAGGGCAGAAAGACACAACAGGAUACAGCGAACCUUUCUUUUUGGGGUUAAAGGUUCGAGAGCACAACGUGACGGUACGAGACAACGCCCAGCCUGUGAAUGUGACCAUUUACUCUACCAUUCCUAUUUACUGCGCGCCUACCACCUCUACCUCCGAUUGCAUGCUGGGAGUUUCUCUGUUGGCUUUUGGCCAAGAUGGAGAGCCCAAUCCCCGGGUGCGAUUCUCCACAUGCUACGUGGAGUUUAAAGCCGCCGACUGCCUCGGGGCCGUGUGCAGCGAGCACGUGGUACAAGUCACCUACUACCCGGAUAUACGUCACACCACUCAAGAAGAGGUGAUCACUCUGGUUGGGGCGAUCUCCGGACAGGGACUGUGGCGACAGGAGGUGGUGGAUGUCGAGAUACACCUGCAGCACGUACCCAUCGCACAAUGUCACGUGUUUGCUGACCCACACAUCAUCACAUUUGAUGGCGAGGUGCAUCAAUUUCACAAUCGAGGAACUUUUCUACUUCACGAGAGCUUGACCAGAGAUUUCACGGUGCACGUGCGAGUCUCAGAGUGCAGGGGUGGAGGAGGUUCCUGUGCAUGCGGCCUCGUGGCACGGGACAACGACGACGUGGUGUCCAUUGACAUGUGUCACGGACAACUUCCGCCUGGAAAAGCUGACGUUUCAUUUCCGGGAAGUUUCCUCACCGACGACGUCAAAGUAUUUGAGACAAACAACGGCAACAUGUUGACCGUGCUGUUUUCCAGUGGCACUUUGAUCAAGGCCGUCUUGGAGGUUUGGGGAAUGUCUAUCUCGCUGCUGGCGCCACCUACAGAUGAUGGGCUGUCGCGAGGUUUGUGUGGGAUGACCGUCUACGACCCCGACAGCGACCUUAUGGAUCCUGUAGGCGGCAGAGGCGAGGGCGUCAGUAGAGGACAGGAUGUAGGAGACUUGGCUGAAAUAUGGAGACUGCCUCCCGGCCGCAGUUUCUUUGAGGAGCCGCCGCUGUCCACCUCUGUGAUGCACGGCGCUGCUCCUCGCUGUGACUGCUCGCCAUCCGAGACACCUGGGGACACCUGUCCCCACACACCACUCCUGACUGACGUCAUUCCCUCCGUUUUACCUGCAGACGACCGAACUGACUUUUUCUUUACUCUUAACCGCUUCCAGGGUGGCAGCGGGGACGAAGACUUGCCUGCCACACUGGCUUCAGAUACCACAGUUGGUCCUUUCAAAAGACGAGGUCUUGAGCUUCCUGUCUUGGGCAAUAAUAUCGUCAACGAGAGAACACUCUAUGGCAAUCUAGAAAAUGAGCCACCAUCUGGGGAAGAGUAUACGUUGCGAAGGAUGCCAGAAUACUACUUCAAGUAUGACAGCGUCAGGGAUGCAUCCACUUCACCUUCAACCUCGCCCCCUCACUCUGCUCUGAGCGAAAAGGAGGCUGUGGACAUCUGCACGGAGACCCUUCUUGGCUCAGACGUUGCGCUGAACUGUGCUGAGCAUCUCGGCAAGUCCAUCGAAACGGUGUUUGAGAUUUGUAAAUCUGAUAUUAAGGUCAAGGGUCAGCGGAGGUGGGUGGAGGCGGCCAUGUCCCUGCUGGUGACUUUAUGCGACCUGAGCUUGCUGCAGUCGGCCAGACACUUCUCCAAGACCUCCAGAUCCAGGCCGGAAUGGCCAGCUGUCCUGCAGAAUGCCCUGGCAUGUCCGAGAGGCUGCGGCAGCGGAAAUUGCAUCGCCGGCGGCUGUCAGUGCGCGCCAGGGUUUAGUGGUCGGGACUGCCGGGACUUUGGGGAACAGAUGCCGUUAGAUGGUGAAAAGACCUCCACAGCGUCAAUAAACGCAACGCUGUCGUCAUCUGACACAACAUCGUAUUUAACAUCGUCGACGACAUUCACCACAACAGCGACGGUAACAGAGGAAGACACAAAGCAGUUUAUCGUAACUCAAGAUACAACAACUACUUUGUUUGACACGACAAACUCGACGACAGUGACUGAUUCGUCCCCUGCAGAAUCAACCACAUCCACUUUACAUACUGCUUCGUUCACUGUGACAGAAAUGUUCACAAGCGAACAUACCCCGAAAACAACAACACCAUCUUGGACAGUAGACGAUGUUUCCUCGACAAGCACAUGGCCCGAGACAACUACAGUCGAACAGUCCGACUCAACAUCUACAACAUAUUUGACGUCCACGGCAAGAACUGCACCAACUACCGGUGGUCUUCCGACCCCUAUGUCUGGACACGGUCAGUCUACUGAGGACUUCAUCACGACGGUUAAAGAGAUGACAACGACAGACGAAGAUGUAGGACCGAGCACGGACUCGCACAGUCUAGAGAACGGUGACCUCCGGUUUCUGUUGUGUGAGGUCAACACCGGUCGCUGCACUGACGUCGUCUUCGACAUUUUUCCUGGAGAGGAACGUCUUCGGUGUCGCGUCUUUCCUGUUGCUGUUGCAGACGGCCAGGUGAAGUCUUUGCUCAUGUCGCAGCCAAUCGUUGUAGGCAACACCUUUGGAGCAGACGGGCGGUUCACCUGUAUUCUGCCCUACGUGGACUUUUUGCGGCCAGCGUUCGGUUCUCGAGUUGCCUUCGACAGCAUGCAAGUCGAGGUGGUGGCGUUGUCUGGGGACGUGCUGUCUACCGUUGUCUACACGAUAUAUGAUUCCCUGUGUCGCAGCUGUGGGAAGGACGGAAGUUCUGGCUGUAGAACUAUCCCAGACACUUGUUACAUCCAAGGAAAAUGUUACCGAAGUCGACAGCCGCAGCCAUUUAGCUCUUGUUUUCAAUGCCGACCUGACGUGAGCCAGGAUGACUGGUCUACACGCGCAGACAACGUUAAACCUGUAAUCAGGUUUGAGGACCGACCCGUCGUUUUUCUCGGCCAGAGCGUUCAGGUGCACGUGUGGACGGUGGACCCGGAUGGGUCGCGCCUCAUUCUGAGUGUGGACAGGAAGGACGCCUACAUCAGCCAGGGGGGACUGUUCCAGUGGCGCACCCCCACAAAUGGUGUCCAUGAUGUUGUUGGAGUACAUUCUUUUGUCAUUACUGCCCGUGACGAGUGCAAUGGUACAACAAGCUCAACUUUAGAGAUUCGGACGAUACCAUGUGAGUGCGACAAUGGCGGCACCUGCACGAACCCCGCUGUCGUGGACUCAGACCCUCGGCAUGACUGUAUCUGUGCCCCUGGCUACACAGGUAAGAGAUGCGAGUCGGACGUUGACGAGUGCAGUUCAGAUCCUUGCCUGCACGGGACCUGUGUCGACCUGGUCAACGGCUAUCGGUGUAUCUGCAACCUGGGAUAUGAGGGCGAGAGAUGCGAAUCAGUCUCGGACCAGUGCCAUAAUGAGCCGUGCUACCCCGGGGUUCUGUGUCAACCAGCAGGCGGCUCCUUCAUCUGUGGACCUUGUCCUGCAGGUUACACCGGCGACGGCCAGAUCUGCGAAGAGUUGGACGCGUGUGAGAGCAGUCCUUGCUUUCCAGGUGUGCAGUGCAAAGACCUAGCGCCCCCUAGCGAAGGCUUCGAUUGUGACGUUUGUCCUCGUUUCUUUCUCGGAGACGGAAGACGGUGCCAGAGAACAACGGAGUCUGCUUGCCGCGCCAAAGUCUGUUCCGAUCACGUGACCUGUCAAGAACUCAAAGAGUUCCCAGGGUACCGAUGUGGACCCUGCCCUCGCGGCUACAGAGGUGAUGGGUCUUCAUGUGAACCUAUCUGCGAGGACGGUUGUCCGGCAGGACGGCUUUGUGUCCGGCCGGGGCUGUGCGGCUGUCGUCCAGGAUACGCUGGUGACACGUGUAACAUUCCGGUAUGUAACCCAGUGUGCCGUAACGGUGGCCUGUGUGUUUCGCCCAACCAGUGCCGGUGUGUGCCAGGCUACACGGGUCCACAGUGUCUGGAAACAACAUGCUCACCACCGUGUGUCAACGACGGACGUUGUGUCGGCAGAAACCGCUGUCUGUGUCGCUAUGGUUACCUGGGCAAUCGAUGUGAACUUCAGGCGUGCGGCAUGGCGUGUCAGAAUGAUGGGGUGUGUGUGGGACCCAACCGUUGCCGAUGUCAACCUGGGUUUCACGGUCAGUACUGCCAGCACGCCACUUGCUAUCCUCCCUGUAUGAACGGGGGGAUCUGCACGUCCCCCGGCCACUGCCAGUGCCCCCCUGGCUAUGACGGACUUCAGUGUGAGCAAGCCAUUUGCAAUCCACUUUGCCAGAACGGCGGCAUAUGCAAGCGAUUUAACACCUGCAAAUGUUUACCUGGCUACGAGGGACACAGGUGUCAGUCAGCUGUCUGUCUUCCUACUUGUCGCAAUGAUGGACGUUGUGUAGGACCAAACACUUGCUCCUGUAGCUCCGGAUGGGGAGGAAACCUCUGUGACAGAUCCGUGUGCAGUCUACCGUGUCGUAAUGGCGGCCUGUGUGUCAAGCCCGAGGUUUGUGCGUGUCGUCGGGGCUAUGGCGGGUCUGACUGCACCCAACCAUUGUGCUGGCCGCAAUGUCAACAUGGCGGCUGGUGUCGAGCCCCAAACGUCUGUCACUGUCCACGAGGGUUUUAUGGAAGACACUGUGAGGUGUCGUCGUCGUCGUCGUCGUCGUCAUUGUAACGAUAGGUACUGAGGAAGUGUAAGAAGUUACGUCACGCUUCAGUUAUAUCAGACGCCAAUUCCCUGCUGACGGCUUAGACUGAAACACUUUUCACUCUAAGCUUAAAGCUCCAAAAAGCAUUAUUGUAACAUAACUAGUAUUUUUUUUUAAUUUGUCAAUACGUAUCAAGAUACUUUGUUAUCAUUCAGUAAGUGUAAGUAUUAUUAUGUUAUUCCUCAAAUGACGAGUAUUAUUUGUGUGUUAAUAUAUGAUAUUAAUAAAUGUUUUAUCGUUCGAAUGACACAUGCUAUUCUGUAACAGUUCGACUUGUAUGGUAUUUACAUUUGUAUCUGUCUUGUCAUUUUCUUUCUACAUUUAAUACCGUUCCAAAUCUGGAAAGUGAGUGUGACAGCUCCUCUUCCGACUGUAAGAAUGAAUCUUGUGAAGAAAAUACGAACACCGUAAACAGAUUCUACAAUACUCCUUCACUAUAAUUCAUCAAUUUUCAUAUAAGAAUGAGACCAUCAUGCAACGCGAAGACAUUAUAUUUGAUCAUUUUUCUUGCAAUUGUUUCAAUCUAUCUAUUUACAUCUUUCAUAUUUUUCCUUAUUUUUUUGCUGGCCAGAGAGCAAAAAUAUUUUUCUUGGCAAGCUGAAGCAUUUGUUAUUACUUGUGAUUUGCUUUUAUUGUGUACUGCGCUGACCUUUUCCUCAACUUGUUGUCAUCUUUAUCAUAUUGAUCUUUCUGUAGUGCUGUAAUAAAUGUCCCGAAGUCGCGACUGGCUUUUGUCGGAAUUCGUGGAAUCAAUAAACUGCCUCAUACUGAGUCUGUCCUCCUGCCUCUCGGCCAUUGUUGUUAAGACAUUUCUUUUUACUUGACCGACAAAAGAUUUUAGAAGAAAGAUAAAUUACUACAACGACAGGAACAAUAAUCUUUUUUUCUCCAGAAACAGAUUUUGAAUGUGUGCGUGCCACCCCAUAGCUGUCACGUGUUGCAACAUGCGCAGUCAAAUAUUCGUUCGAUUUUACCUUUUUUUUUAGAAAAAAUAUUGGAAACAUGUUGGUUCAUCUGUGUUCCUGAUUAA